GAUAUUUGAAUUUUUGUUUGACCACUCACCACUGGGCACUGAGGAAUUGAUUUUAUUUUCAGCAUUUCGUGGCGAAAAUUACGAUCAGGUGUUUUGUUGGGAGUAUUUGUGAUUAUAUUUAUAAACCCGGCACAAUUAAUUGAGAUACCAAGCGAUAAAUAUGGCUCAAGGACAAAAUGAAGCUGCACCUGCAAAGGAGAGAUAUAUCCCAAAUGGACUGAAAUUUGCUUUUGGUGGAUUUGCGGGUAUGGCAGCCACAUGUGUUGUCCAACCACUUGAUCUAAUCAAAACCCGGAUGCAGUUAAGUGGUGGUGGUCGAUCAUCCUUCACUGUAGCUGGCGAAAUUGUUGCUCGUGAGGGAUUUUCUUCGUUAUACACCGGACUAUCUGCUGGCCUGCUUAGACAAGCAACUUAUACAACUACACGUCUUGGUGUUUAUAGCUGGUUAUUUGAUGCUUAUAGAGAGCGACACGGGGGUGAAGCGCCGGGCUUCGGAAUGAAAACUGGACUAGGUAUCGCAGCAGGUUCUAUUGGUGCCUUCGUAGGAACACCAGCUGAGGUGGCGCUAAUUCGAAUGACAGCUGACGGAAGAUUGCCAGCUGAACAGAGAAGGAAUUAUAAGAAUGUGGUUGACGCUUUGUUGAGAAUAAUUCGUGAAGAAGGCGUGUUGAAGCUAUGGCGUGGUGCGAUGCCCACGGUUGGACGGGCCAUGGUCGUUAAUGCGGCACAACUGAGCACAUACUCACAGGCUAGGGAAAUGUUUGUGGGUUACGUCCCUGAUGGUAUAACGCUCCACUUCUGCGCGUCCAUGGUGUCUGGUCUCGUCACUACCAUCGCUUCGAUGCCCGUGGAUAUAAUUAAGACCAGAAUACAAAACGCGGCCAAAGGUCAAAGUCAGAUGUCAGUAGUGUCAAAUCUCCUGAAAAACGAAGGGGUGCUGUCUCUAUGGAAAGGAUUCGUGCCGUACUACGCCCGGUUGGGUCCUCACACCGUGCUCACUUUCAUCUUCCUAGAACAACUCAACGCUGCCUACUUUAAGUAUACGUAAUUAUUCAAACUUAAACCAUUUAAGUAAAUAUAUUUAGCUAUAGAAAAGCUAAAAUACCAGUAAACUGCGUUAUAAUAAACGUAAAAAAAAUCAUCACUUUUUUAAAGAAAAAUCUCAUUUUCUAUCGUCUCUUUCCAACAAAUUGUGUUUACGUUGUUUUGGAAAGAGACAGAAUACUUAUAGCGGUGCAAAGAUUUAAUUUAUAUAUGUUAAUGUGUUUUUAUAACGUUAGAUUUGGUUCAAAACCAUAGUAAGUAUAAAUGUAGUUGACAGUUCCUCAUUAGUACAAAAAUUAACCACACUUUUAAUUAUUUAACUUAAAUUUUCUUAUUUGGCUAUAUUUUAAUUUUAUAAAACUAUUGCUCUUGUUAAUAACACAAUGUAACAGCUCGGUCGCAAAUAAUGGCGCCAAAACGCGACGUGGUCACAGAUACAAAAUAUGCCAUAGAGUAAACAUAGACUAUAAAUGGAAAUGUAGUGUGAAGAUUAUUUUGUUUAUUUUUUUAAUGUCUGCCAAUGCAAUAUAAAUAAUCGAACAUUAAAAAUUCAUUUGUUUGAUGAUUUUAAAUACAGUGAAUUUUGUUUAUUACGACCUUGGUUAGCGACCGUUUGGCUAAACGUCAAAUCUUAGACCGUAACGCCGACUUCGGGUAUAGAACAGUAAUAUGAGUAUAAAGACACUUUCUUAGCUUUUCUUAACGAUCACACAGAUGGUCAGCAAAUGUGGUGAAUUUUUCUAUUUGUUUAGAUAGACGAAAUUCACAUCGACAUCCGUCGUUUCACAACUGAAUAUUUUAAAGGCAGCUUUCGCCUUAAAUCAGCCGAUAACUGAUGUAUUUCCGAACCCAUUUCGACUUAGGGACUUCCAACAGACUGUACCAAUUCUUCAAAGGCUGGCA
Pieris brassicae (large cabbage white) is the source of this 1947-nucleotide messenger RNA. Its product is annotated as mitochondrial 2-oxoglutarate/malate carrier protein-like. Gene Ontology annotation, biological process: malate transmembrane transport; oxaloacetate transport; thiosulfate transport. The transcript is spliced from 7 exons. Bases 161 to 1048 code for a protein of 295 amino acids. Lineage: Eukaryota; Metazoa; Arthropoda; Insecta; Lepidoptera; Pieridae. The record is from RefSeq and is a predicted model, not a curated record. Gene Ontology annotation, molecular function: thiosulfate transmembrane transporter activity; antiporter activity; malate transmembrane transporter activity.